Molecule: messenger RNA, 3477 nt
Organism: Hypoxylon trugodes
Lineage: Eukaryota; Fungi; Ascomycota; Sordariomycetes; Xylariales; Hypoxylaceae
Exons: 2
Coding region: 165-3410 (1081 amino acids)
Biological process (GO): regulation of transcription by RNA polymerase II
Cellular component (GO): nucleus; SWI/SNF complex
Molecular function (GO): transcription cis-regulatory region binding
Source: RefSeq, a predicted model, not a curated record
CAGUAUUUCAUCUACCCUAGUACAUUCACCUCCCCAUAAUUUCACUACCCAGGUGUAUUACAGUGCUAUAUACAACCACUACAGUUCGUACAGCACAGGUAGCUUUAGGGAGCUAUACCUUCAAACUGGGGUCAGAUGGGUUCCCAUUUGCGAAUCCAUUCGUCAUGAGCUCCUGGAUGAAUGAGGCCGCUGCCGUGCAAAAUCACAAUGGCAACGGCUUCCCACACAUGAACGAUCCUAAUAAUAUGGGAGCCGGCGGAGGAAUGGCCGGAGCGCCGGGAGGCAUGAUGGACCCGUCGGCUUUUAUGGCCAACGCUGCCCAGUUCAAUCCCGUCGCUGCUGGUCAGUUUAAUCCUCAACAGAUGGCCGCUGCUAUGCAAAAUGGCCCGAUGCGCAAUGCCUCGCCCUCUUUCUCGAAUCCCGCUUAUCAAACCAACCCCGUCAUUCCCUCGAAACGACCUCGCCCCCGAGAAGAUAGCAUUGGCGCAUCGCCGCGACAAAAUCCAAAUAUGCUACCGACCUCGCGCGCCGACACGCCUCAGCAGUCGCCUUUUCCGGGUUUCCAACCGAAUGCGAUGCAACCGCAGAAUCCCGCUCAAGCUCAACAUUAUCCUCAUCUACAACCUAAUGGCUCGGCGAACGCGUCGCCAUCGCCCGUUAUGGCCGGGAACCAGCUGAGACCCGGAAGUGUGCCUCAACGCGUUAAUACCGCGUCGCCGCAUCCCUUCUCACCAGCCUCUCAGCAAUUCGGUCCCCAAGCAUCACCAGUUCCAUCAGAUCACGGCAAUACCCCCCAACCGAAUAUGUUUAUGAAUCCGCAAAAUUUCCCCCAGGGCUUCAAUACAGGCUUUACGCCUACUCCGUCACCCGCUAGACCGCCCUCAGCUCAAAACCCUAUGUCGCAAUCGAUGAUACCGCAGCAAAUGCCUCAGAUGCAUCCUAGCCAGAUGCUCUCAGCCCAGCAAAUGCACCAGAUGCAACAAAUGCAAGCAAUACACGCGGCGCAAGGACGGGGCGCGAUGGAACAACAACAAAAGAUGUUAUAUCAGAUGCGAAUGCAACAACUUCAACAAAGUGGAAUGCCAAUGGGCGCACAAAUGCAGGCCCAGAACAUGGCUCAAGGUCGGGGUAUGAUGCCUAAGCAAGGAAUGCCAAUGCAGAACGGCCAGAUGCCUCCGGGUGCUAUGCAUGCUCAUCAACAGCAACCCCAACCACAACCUCAACAGCAACCGCCGCAACAAAUACCACGAGCCAAUAACCCUGAUGGAUUUCUAAAGAACUUGACUACAUUUAUGAAUAUGAAGCAACUUCCUUUGGAUACGAAUCCCAUUAUUGAUGGACGACCAUUAAACCUCCUUCAACUCUUUCAGAUGGUUUCUAAGUUUGGUGGAUAUCGAAAUGUUACCGGCCAUAAUAUGUGGAUGCAAGUCGCCGCCUCGGUUGGCUUCAGCGCACAACAGUCAAACCCAUCGGCACCGGCUCAAGUCAGGAACAUUUACGAACGGAAUCUUUUAAAAUUUGAAGAAGCAUGGGCGAUGCAACAACGAAGCCAACAAAUGAAGCACCAGUCAGGUGGUCCUGCUGGUAUGCCCGGUGCUCCGGGUCAAGGUGUACCACAGAGAAUGAAUCAAAUGCCACCCAACCAACAUAUACAGCCUGGACAGGUCCCCCCACAACAGCCUCACGCACAAACGCCCGUCAAGCAAAUGGCACCAGCGCCAAUACAGCAAGCUAAUGUUAAUGGAUUUUCAACACCACAACAGCCUAGGAUGAGCCAACCGCAACCAAACGCAGGCCAAGGACACAUGAGAAACAAUUUGUCGCGGACCAUUGAUACCAGGCAAACGAGCGGAGAAUUCCCAAUGCCCUCUCCGGCACCGGUUAGCAAAGGUGGCAAUAUUUCCGUACAACCUCCCACCCAGGUGGGUGGCGCGCAUACUAAUGGCGCUACGAACCUGCCCUUUCCUGGCCCAUUCUCGUCAGACCCCGACGAGUACGCACCUUGUUCUCGGGAGAUGCUUCCUGAGUUAUACGGCGGCUUCGAUCUAGAGUCAAUACGUAAACUAGGCAAUGAUCUAGAAAGAUGGAGGCCAAACAUACCGCAACCGCAAGAACUUGGCAACAUCGAUAUCCAAGCUUUGACGAAAAGUAUUCAAUGUGGUAUACAUGGCGAAGUACGGUUAGCUCUCGACACUCUCGGGUCUAUCACGCGCGCAUCCGAGUAUCUGCAAGACCUAUCAAUUGACCUACGAAUGUGUGAUGACUUGAUAGAGUCCCUCAUAGACUGCGCCGAAGAACAAGUUGAUCUACUCGCUGAAAAGGCCGACUUAGUCUCGGAUGAGAUAGAUUUAACCUCGUAUGAGGAUGUAAUGAGAAGCUGCCGCCUCGAAGCAAUAAGUCUUCGAAAACCAAACAUACUUGGAGAAAUCGAUUACGAACUUCAACAUGCGGCCGAUCGUUUAAUAGCAAUCACGACAAUUCUACGAAACUUCUCUUUUAUGGAGGUCAACCAAGCAAUCCUAGCCGACGAGAUUGUCGUCAAAUUCCUAUGCGGCGUGAUCCGGUCUCUGGGUACACGCGAGAACUUAUUACGGGCACCAAGAAAUACUCUUGACUUCAUGAAAGACGUUAUUAUUUUCUUAUCCAAUGUCUCUGGCUCUAUUGAGAUACCCGGACGCGAGCAAGCAUUAUGUCUUCUCCAGUUUCUAUUAGCAUUUGCCCCAUCUCCACCCCCUUCAUUAACCACCGAGAGAGUCGUUUUCUCACCUUUCGAGCCACGAGUCCACCCAUAUCUACCACAUGCCAUCGAUUCCCUAGCCAAGUUAUUAGCACGCGAUGAGCCGAACCGAUCGCAUUAUAAGAUUAUCUUUGCUUCCGACGCUUCGGCCUCACCUCCCUAUGAACUUCUCACGCGGACCUUCGGCCUCGCUGUCUCCCCUAUCCCGGAUCAGAAUAAAGAGACUCGUCCCGCAAACCUACCUUCGUUCGUCGAAGCGCGUAAAGCAUUGCUUAUGCAAGGUUUACUCGCAGCUGAUAUUAUUGCCCAGCUUGCCCCAGGAUAUGAGUCCGGAGUCACACGGGCUUGGCUUUCUUCGGGCGAAGGAUUUGCGCAGAAUCUUUUCCGACUUAUUCGCACGCUUUGCACACAAGCAGAACCGACACCACGCGUAGGCGGCAAUGCUAGAAGUCAACACCGUGAGGAUGUAGAUAUUUAUUAUAUCAUCACCUGCGGCGUUUCUACCUUGAGGAGAUUAGGGGAGAAGGCUAGAGAUCCGAAUAACCCAGCCAGUAUUCCUCCAAACGCCCUUCCCACGAGAGAGAGCCUUUUCGGAGCGUUGCAGAGCCUCAAGAGUCCAAAGUGGGCGACAUUACUGAAUCAACUGAGUACCUAUGCAGGGUUGGAAGGUUGAAUGAUUCAUUAAUACUUAUAUGAAUCGCAACCUGAGUAAUUAGACGACUGGGAAAUGGAGCAAUUUG